Molecule: messenger RNA, 3360 nt
Organism: Daucus carota subsp. sativus
Lineage: Eukaryota; Viridiplantae; Streptophyta; Magnoliopsida; Apiales; Apiaceae
Product: receptor-like protein kinase 7
Exons: 2
Coding region: 130-3075 (981 amino acids)
Biological process (GO): protein phosphorylation
Molecular function (GO): protein kinase activity; protein binding; ATP binding
Source: RefSeq, a predicted model, not a curated record
ACAAACAGUUCAUUACAAACGAGUCAGUAUGAACACCAACAACACGAUAAAAUGCCACUCAUCUUCUUCAAACUCAAGUCAUUUUAACAAAGACUUUCACCAAACUCUCCACUACGGCCACCUUCUGAUAUGUCGCCGGCAACCACUCUCCGGCCAACGUUUCUCUUCCUUUGCCUCCUCUCUUUACUCUCUCUUUUCUCCUCUGCCAGCUCUGACGAGCUUCAACUUGUUUUAACCAUCAAAUCCGCUUUAAAGGAUUCCCAUACGGGCUUAUUCGACUCGUGGGAGUCGAAUAAGCCCGUAUGUGAGUUCCAAGGAAUCACAUGCAACGAAGAGAAUUUGGUUAGGGAGAUCGACCUCUCUAACCAACAUCUUUCGGGAAAGUUUCCUUUCGACUCUGUAUGCAAGCUAGAGUCGUUAGAGAAACUUUCGUUAGGGGCCAACUACUUAGUUGGUCCCGUUACCGAAGAUGUAAAUAACUGUACUGAGUUACGUUAUUUAGAUCUUGGUAACAAUAAUUUUUCAAACACGGUUCCGGAUAUAUCAUCACUCACUAAGCUGACAACUCUUUACUUAAAUAAAAGCGAAUUUCAGGGAAUAUUUCCCUGGAAUUCACUCGAAAACAUGUCAAAUCUUUCCAUUCUAAGCUUGGGUGAUAAUGAGUUCGACAAGAGUCCAUUUCCAGAGCAAGUGCUGAAACUUAAGAAGUUGACUUGGUUGUACUUAACAGGCUGUAGUAUUGAAGGGAAAAUUCCAGCUGGGAUCGGAAACCUGACAGAGCUGGAAGAUUUGGAGCUGUCUGACAAUUAUUUGUCAGGAGAGAUUCCUUACGAGAUUUCUUAUCUUCGGAAUUUAUGGCAGCUAGAGCUUUACAGCAAUCAGUUGACAGGAAAAAUACCCACUGGCUUUCGAAACCUGACAAAAUUGAAGAAUUUUGAUGCAUCAACAAAUUUUUUAGAAGGUGAUUUAUCCGAGUUCGGAUUUAUGUCUCAGAUGGAAUCAAUUCAGCUGUUCGAAAACAAUUUAUCGGGUGAAAUGCCGCCUGAAUUCGGAGAUUUCAAGAACUUGAGGUUCUUGUCGCUUUACACCAACAAAUUUACUGGCACAGUGCCUCAAAGUCUUGGCUCCUGGGCUGAUUUUCUUUACAUUGACAUCUCUGAGAAUUCAUUCAGCGGUUUUAUUCCGCCAAAUAUGUGUAAAAAGGGCAAGAUGGAGGAGCUGUUGAUACUUCAGAACAAGUUUGUUGGUGAAAUCCCGGAAAGUUAUGCGAAUUGCACAACGCUGACACGUUUUCGUGUUAGCAACAAUUCUCUUUCUGGUAAUGUUCCUAGUGGAUUAUGGGGACUGCCAAAAGUGAACAUCAUUGAUCUUGCAAUGAAUAACUUUGAUGGAACAGUGUCUUCUAAACUCGGAGAUGCAGGGUCAUUAUCCGAAUUGAAUUUGGCUAAUAACAAGUUUUCCGGUGAAUUGCCUGUGGAGAUAUCACAGGUUUCCACUUUGGUAAAACUUGAUACGAGUUAUAAUCAAUUCUCAGGCAAAAUUCCGGAUUCUAUUGGCAGAUUGAAGGAGUUGACUAGCCUUCAUUUGCAAGUGAACAUGUUUUCUGGUACAAUACCAAGUUCACUAGCUACAUGCAGUUCUCUGACGGACAUAAACAUCGCGGGGAACUUGUUUUCAGGGGAUAUCCCGGCUAAGCUUGGAGAUCUACCGACACUAAAUUCAUUGAACAUGUCAAUGAAUCAACUCUCCGGUUCAAUCCCAUCAAGUUUGUCUUCUUUGAGGCUAAGUCUUCUUGAUUUAUCAAACAAUAGAUUGUCUGGACUAAUUCCUCAGUCCCUUUCUAUUGAGGCCUAUAAUGGUAGCUUCGCGGGAAAUGAAGGUCUUUGCAGUCAGAACAUCAAGUUUUUCAGGCGUUGUUCGUCAAAAUCCAGAGUUUCUUCUGAGACUCGAACCCUUAUUGCUUGCUUUGUGGUUGGUUUGGCUGUCCUACUUGUUUCUUUGGCUUGUUACCUUAACUUGAGGAAGAGUGUGAAGGAUAUUCAGGAACGUUCUUUGAAAGAAGAUUCUUGGGAUGUGAAGUCAUUCCAUGUGUUGACGUUUACUGAAGAUGAGAUUCUUGAUUCAGUCAAGCAAGAGAAUCUUAUUGGAAAAGGAGGAUCAGGGAAUGUGUACAGAGUUCUUCUUCCAAAUGGUAUUGAAUUAGCAGUGAAACAUAUCUGGCACUCGGAUUCUAAUGUCCGAAAGAAGAUCAGAACAACUUCGCCUAUGUUGUCAAAUGCUAAAAAGUCCCCUGAAUUUGACGCAGAGGUACAGACUUUGAGUUCUAUUCGACAUGUUAAUGUGGUUAAACUGUACUGCAGUAUCACAAGUGAAGACUCGAGCUUGUUAGUCUAUGAAUACAUGCCUAAUGGAAGCUUAUGGGACAGGCUUCAUACUAGUGAGAAAAUGGUGAUUGAUUGGACCACAAGGUAUGAGAUAGCACUGGGAGCCGCGAAAGGAUUAGAGUAUUUGCAUCAUAAUUGUGAGAAGCCGGUGCUUCAUCGUGAUGUCAAGUCGAGCAACAUAUUGUUAGAUGAGUUCAUGAAGCCCCGGAUUGCAGAUUUUGGGCUGGCAAAAAUUGUCCAAGCAAAUGCAACCAAUAACACAACUCAUGUUAUUGCAGGAACACAUGGCUAUAUUGCUCCAGAGUAUGGAUACACAUACAAAGUAAGCGAGAAGAGUGAUGUGUACAGCUUCGGAGUAGUAUUGAUGGAGCUAGUGUCCGGAAAAAGACCAAUUGAACCUGAAUAUGGAGAUAACAAGGACAUAGUAAGCUGGGUGUGCAGCAGGCUGAAAACCAAAGAAACUGUUUUAAGUGUUGUUGAUUCACGUAUCCGCGAAGCAUACCAGGAAGAGGCCAUCAAGGUUCUAAAAAUCGCCAUCUUGUGCACCGCAAGGCAGCCAGCACUAAGGCCGACAAUGAGGACAGUGGUCCAAAUGCUGGAGGACGCGGAUCCCAACAGAUUAAUCGGCAUUGUUGUUAGGAAAGAUGGCAGUAAGAAAGAGGAUCCUGUCAAGAACAUUGAGAAACCUUAGUCCAAGUAAAAGGGCCAAAUUUUGAUGCUGGAGAUCUUUGCUUGGCCAAAAUAUCUGUAAUAUAUGUCAAUGAAAAGCAAUGUCUUUCCUGUAAUAGAAGGGAGAUGUAGAUGGUUUUUUUGUUUAAAAAGUAAAAAUAAUGUAGUGGUUUAUAAAGUAGAUUGCUGAGUUAAGAUUUCAUUCCAAGUAUGUGUGAAUUAGACAGUACAUAUGACAUGUAAGAUUCUAUAAUCUUCUUUUUCACUGCAGUUGAAAUUCUAUUAGGAUCAGAGUUCAGUUCUUCUA